UCUAAACAAAAUUAGACAAAAAAUUACGUAAUAGCUUUAGCUUCUUCUUCCUUCCAACAGCGAAUUACAGUACAGAUGCAAGGAGAUGAGACAAAAAUCUGCCGUUGGUUAAUUACUCAAAUUCCUCAUUCUAUACAGAAAUGGCGACUAGCGCCGAAACUCCUCUCCAAGAAGAAUACGUGAUCGACGCUGUUGACCACGACGGACUUGCCGCCGGCAGAUCCAAUACCGGUAGAUGGAGAGCCGCUUGGUUCAUAAUCGGUGUGGAGGUUGCGGAGAGGUUCGCUUACUAUGGAAUCGCAUCAAACCUGAUUAGCUACCUGACCGGACCUCUUCGUCAAUCUACGGCGGUCGCCGCCGCUAACGUCAACGCGUGGUCGGGAAUCUCCUGUCUUCUUCCUGUUCUGGGUGCUUUCGUCGCCGACGCUUUUCUCGGCCGUUAUCGAACAAUCAUCAUCGCUUCUCUUAUCUACGUACUGGGGAUGGCACUUCUGACUUUGUCGGCACUACUGGUUCCGAUUACUAGCGAGAAUACAGAAGUGACCUCUUCUUCAACUUCUUCCUUGCUCAAUGUACUCUUCUUCUUCUCUUUGUACCUGGUAGCUAUUGGACAAAGUGGGCAUAAGCCUUGUGUUCAGGCUUUUGGGGCAGACCAGUUUGAUGAAAAAGAUCCAAUAGAGAAACGUGACAGAGGCUCCUUCUUCAACUGGUGGUACCUUAGUUUGUCUGCAGGGAUCUGUUUGGCCAUUGUAGUUGUUGUGUACAUUCAGGAAGCUGUGAGCUGGGCACUCGGGUUUGGAAUCCCAUGUGUGUUCAUGUUGAUCUCUCUUGUUAUUUUUGUCCUUGGGAGAAGGUGUUACAGGUACACCAAAAGAAUACCAGAAGAGGAAAUCAACCCCUUUGUUAGGAUAGGUAGAGUCUUCUUUCAAGCAUUCAGGAACCAAAGAUCGACUGAGCUGGAGACAAAUCCAUCUCAAGGAUCUCCAGAGAGGCUGAGGUUACUCAACAAAGCCUUGCUUGCCCCGAAUCCAUGCAGUGUUAGUGAUGUCAAUGAUGCCACAGCUCUUGUCAGGCUUAUCCCACUAUGGCUUACAACUCUCGCCUACGCCAUACCUUACGCGCAAUACACGACUUUCUUCACAAAGCAAGGCGUCACAAUGGAAAGAACAAUAGCUCCCGGUGUAAAGAUCCCGCCAGCUUCUCUUCAGGUCCUUAUUGGCAUAUCCAUUGUCCUCUUUGUCCUCAUCUACGACCGUGUUUUGGUCCCAAUGGCCAGGUCCAUAACCAAAGAUCCUUGUGGCAUCACAACGCUCAAAAGAAUUGGAACCGGAAUGGUAAUAGCAACUCUCACCAUGGUGAUUGCAGCUCUGGUUGAGACAAAGCGGCUCAAGACUGCAAAAGAACACGGGCUUAUAGACCAACCGCAAACAACUGUUCCAAUGUCGAUAUGGUGGUUGAUACCUCAGUAUCUGUUGCUGGGAUUGGCCGACGUAUUCACAUUAGUUGGAAUGCAAGAAUUCUUCUACAGCCAAGUCCCCACCGAGCUGAGAAGCAUUGGUCUCGCAUUCUACUUAAGUGCUUUGGGCGUAGGAAGCUUAUUGAGCAGCUUACUUAUCUCUCUGAUCGACUUGGCCACUGGAGGAGACGCCAGAAACAGCUGGUUCAACAGUAAUCUGAACAGAGCCCAUCUUGAUUUCUUCUAUUGGUUACUUGCGGUUAUUAGCGGCGUGGGUUUCUCGGCGCUCUUGUUCAUUUCUAAGUCGUAUAUCUAUCGCCAGGUGAACGGGGUGUAGUAGUCUUGCAGCUUUUAUUGGACUGUGAUUCGU
Molecule: messenger RNA, 1826 nt
Organism: Eutrema salsugineum
Lineage: Eukaryota; Viridiplantae; Streptophyta; Magnoliopsida; Brassicales; Brassicaceae
Product: protein NRT1/ PTR FAMILY 5.14
Exons: 5
Coding region: 141-1793 (550 amino acids)
Biological process (GO): dipeptide transport; transmembrane transport
Cellular component (GO): membrane
Molecular function (GO): tripeptide transmembrane transporter activity; dipeptide transmembrane transporter activity
Source: RefSeq, a predicted model, not a curated record